UAGGCCUAAGCUUUUUUGUAAAACCUCUUCGGCCUUUCACUCUUGUUAUUUGGAAAGGACAUACUAUCCCAAAUCUUCUCGGUUAGCAGUUGCUCUCCUCCAUUGCCGAAUAGCUAAACUCCAUUCCCCUUAACCUCACUAAAACCCUAAACCCUUUGAAGCAAACCUCCCCCCAUGGCUUCAAUCAACUUCAAUCCCUUCGAAAGUUGGUUCAGGAAACCUCAAAACCCAAUCCAACCCAUCAACCUUCUCUCACUCGCCCACUCAUUCCGCUCCAAAACAUUCUCUUCCUCUCCCAAUUUCGCUUCUAUAAACUUCUCCAGCCCCUUCAACAAAAAACCCAAGAAAUCCGACUCGGAUUCCGACACAACCGGACCGUACAAGCAGAUGCUGGACCAGUUCUUUUGGGAAUGCGAGAACCUCCCUGAUUACAGGCACACUCCGGAGGUCGAAAAGAUUUUGGAUGAGGACCCCGUUUUCGAGAAGAAAGAGAAUCCAACAGAAGAGGAAAUUAAAGAGAAUGAAAAAUGGUGGCGUGAUUUCAGGGCAAGUCCCGUGGUUCAGUUUUUGGCUAGAGCUGAGGAAAUUGCUGACGAGAUCAAUAGAACGGAGCUUAAAGAAAAUGAAGAGCCGUUCAGGAAGGAAGAUAAGAAACUGUGGCAAGCGCUUCCACAUGUGAUUGGGUUGGAUGGGAGGCCUAUGCCUAGAAAAGCUAUCAAGACCAGAGAAGAGAGCGAUGAUAAGUUUUGGGAUUUCACGAAACAGUUCUUUUUUGGGCUUUGGGGGUUCCGCCAGAGACCUUAUCCACCUGGUAAACCCAUUGAUGUUGCUCAAGCUAUUGGGUAUAAGCGGCUCGAGAAGCGUUACUAUGACUUUAUCAUGAGAAGUGGAGGCUGGUACUACAAAGAUCGACUGGGGCGCACCCGAGGUCCUUGUGAGUUAAUAACCCUCAAAACAGCUUGGGGUGCUGGGAUUAUUGAUAAACACACUUUUAUUUGGGGAGAGGACAUGGAUGAAUGGGCACCAAUUCAUAUGGUUUAUGGCUUGGAACCAGCAAUAGCCACUUGGGAAGUUAGGCUUGGUGCAGCAGCAACAGCUUUCCUUCACAAACUUCAGAAAGGUAUACCUCCUUGGGUUCCCCUUAAAGGACACGAGGAGAAAACUUAUAAGCAGCUUCAACAUGAAGCUAUAGAGAGCAAAAGACGUGAUUUGGCCGUUUUAAAAGCUAAUGAUGGCAUAUGGCCUGGUGUUAGAAUACCUAGCCAUGCCCUAUUUCUUUGGGCUGGUGGCUCUGAAAUGACAACUCUAUUGGAAGCUGAUUAUAUGCCAAAUAAAUACAUCUCAAAAGAUCUUCGGCAAAAGUUGGCUAAAGUUAUCCCUGGGUUAAGGCCAUGGGAAGUUUUAAGUGUUGAGCAAGCAAUGGAUGAGAUUACCUAUGGUGGAGAGUGGUAUCGUGAGCCUCUUGGUACCUACACAACUGGUCCUCCGUACAUUAGACAUUGGAAUAAGGAUGUCAAGAGAAUAUUCCGAAUCUUUUACAACCUUAGCAGCCAAGUUUUUAACAAACUAGACAGGACAGUUCCUGGUUUCAAUGCAAUAAUGGAGAAAGUACAGGCUGAUUCUGCUGCGAGGGAUGCUAGACGGAAGGAGAAAAGGGAAGCACAAAAGAAGGCUGAGGCGGAAGCUAUGUAUGGUCGAAGAGAGAAUGAUCCAUAGCGUAACUACCAUAUAAGGAAGUUAACUCUGAUUGGUAAGGUCUGACUUGACUUCCUGUAGGUUUUAUAUUGAUAACCAAUCAACCCCAUUGAAUUUGAUCUCAUAUAUCACCGAAAGGAGAUGGUUUCUGAUUCUUUUGAGAACGUAGGCAUAGUUUUCGUUUUAAAUGAUAUAUGGUGAUCAAUGUUGAACUCUUGUAGGGGAUACACUUGCUUUUUUGACAAUGUAUUGAUUCCAAUGCUGAUCAAUGAAGAUCCGACUUUUUGGAAUAUAGAA
Gossypium arboreum is the source of this 1992-nucleotide messenger RNA. Its product is annotated as protein TIC 56, chloroplastic-like. The record is from RefSeq and is a predicted model, not a curated record. The coding region runs from base 175 to 1716 and encodes 513 amino acids. NCBI's taxonomy places the organism in Eukaryota, Viridiplantae, Streptophyta, Magnoliopsida, Malvales, Malvaceae. The transcript has 5 exons.